Molecule: messenger RNA, 888 nt
Organism: Parasteatoda tepidariorum (common house spider)
Lineage: Eukaryota; Metazoa; Arthropoda; Arachnida; Araneae; Theridiidae
Source: RefSeq, a predicted model, not a curated record
AUGAAAGAAAUAGUUCUUCAAGAAUCCAAAAUUCCGCUAGAAACCCUCGUUGGGCGGAGCUACGAUGGUGCUCUCAAUAUGCGUGUCGAUUUCAAAGGUUUGAAAACACUGAUCCAGGAAGUUGCACCAAAGGCUCAAUAUAUUUGGUGCAGUAGUCACCGUUUUAAUUUUGCGAUAAACACAGUCGGUAAAUCGUCGAUUGAAAUGAAAAGAGCCAUUGAUAUGCUAGAAGACUUAUGCGUCUUUAUAUCUGGCUUCACACGAAAUGCAGUUUUCGUGGAAGAGCAAGGAAAUGGACAGUGUCGGUCGUUAAAGCGAGUCCAGACAACGAGAUUUAGCAGUACUAAAGACGCUGUAACUACUAUUAUAAAGACUUUUACUACUGUAAUUUCUACAUUGAAGAGAAUAAUUGGAGAUCCGCACAUGGAACAUGAAACCGUCACUAAAGCGACUGGUUUGCUGCACAGAGUACAAGAUAUAAACUUUGUUGUGUCUCUCCAUAUAAUAGAUAAAAUUUUUACCAUUACAUCCUCUGUGACAAUAUUAAUGCAGGGAGUUGCAGUCGACCUGGCUCAAGCAGCCCAGUUGCUUGAAAUUUGCAAAUUUGGCAUCAGGAAAUUAAGAGAAAAUGUGGACACAUCGUGGAAAAAAAUAUGGGAGUUGUCAUGCACAUUUUCCGAAACUCAUGGCAUUGAUACCGAGAUCAAUCGGAGACAAAUGAGAGUUCCCCACUUGCCUGGUGAAAAUUGCCGGGAUGAAAGACUUCAUGGAGAAGAAUUACUAAAAACGAGUUUAUAUAUUGUGGCUCUGGAUGGUUUGAGCAUUCAACUUGAAGAUCUUUCUCCGGAAAAAAAUUUGACUUUGUACCGUCAAGUGAGUCUUUUUUAG